This is a messenger RNA of Pollicipes pollicipes, 907 nucleotides long. RefSeq lists its product as uncharacterized. The record is from RefSeq and is a predicted model, not a curated record. Lineage: Eukaryota; Metazoa; Arthropoda; Thecostraca; Pollicipedomorpha; Pollicipedidae. The transcript is spliced from 5 exons. Bases 43 to 621 code for a protein of 192 amino acids.
GGCGGCGCUGACGGGGACGGCUGGCCAACUCUAUCAUCAGCGAUGCGUUGGCUGUGGACAAUCGCCCUGCUGCUAUGUCUGCUUACCUGUCUGGGGGCCAGCAGCAGGCCGCGCCACGGGCGGCGCGCAAUGCUGGGUCCGCACGUACACACUCUGGCCAGGGCCGCCCUCCGCCGGCGACGCCAACACCAGCCACGAGGAGAGGUCGCCAACAGCAGAGUGUCGGCCGUGGCUCGCGGCGGCCCCAAGAAGAGCAAGCUCUCAAAGAAAGCCUACCUGACCAUGCUGAAGAAGCAACGAGGCUUCAAGGACAAGUCAGCCAAAGCGAGGUUACGUUCUACAAAAGAAAUAUGCCUGUUCAAGGCGCUAAAGCGCUGCGGCAGAAAGGUCAUCAAAAAAAUGGCGUCAUCCCCCGACUUCAACAAGCGAUGCACAACUAAGGAGCGGUUCCUGGACUGCAUGUCGCUGAGGCAGCGCCGGGGCUGCAAGGCGCGGGGUCGCCGGCGCCACGGCCCCAGCCGCCGCCUGGUGCAGCAGUACCGCCGGCGUCUGCAGCGGCUGCUCAGCUCGACCCGCGGCUGCGUCAUCGGCGUCGAUCUGUCGGCGACGGCGGGCCGCUGACGACCGCCCUCGGCGGGAUCACGCUGCAGCGGCGUGAUCGCUCGGAUCACCAUAACUCGUGGGGCCGACGCGCUGGCGUCACCUCAGCUGGACCACCUGAUCUGGGCUGCAGGGUCAGCUCACCUCGACCUCUCGGUCACACCGUUCGGACCACUUGGUCACCUCACCUGGACCGCCGAGGCGGCUGCUACCGCAACGUCGCAGCCGUAGCAGCCAGGCUGGUGCGGAAUCUGUGCGGGCCGGGCGCGCGGCGGUAGAGCGGCGCAGGCCGGCCUCGGCCCACUCC